GCGUCGAGUCCGUUGGAGCACGUGCAGCUGUCGCGUCGCGUGGGGGGGGUCCUUUGGCUCGCGAUGCUGGGCCCGUUUGAAUGUGUCCAGCAGCUGCAGCCGACGCCUCCAUUGUCGGAGCCUGUGCAAAGCGGAGCGCGUGCGCGAGCGCGAGAAGGGAGCAGCCAUGCCCGUGCAGCGGGGCCGAUCGCGCGCCAGGGAGAGGGACAACGUCCUCAACCGGCCCGAGUUCAUGUCCCUGAGCCAGGCCGCGAGGGGCCCUCAGGAGGGGAGGGCUUCGCUGAGGAGGGCCGGCGGGCAGCAGCAGCCGCCGCCGCCGCAGCAGCAGCAGCAGCAGCAGGCCCCGUUGGCGAUCGAGGGCAGGGAGUGCCCGCCGCUGCCCGAGGAGGACUGCAUGCAGCUCAACCCGUCGCUCCGGGGGAUCGCCGUCAACUCGCUGAUGGCCAUCGACAUCUGCCUGUCCAAGAGGAUCGGGGUCUGCGCCAGCAGCUCCUCCGCCUGGAGCAGCGCCAGGCCCAUCGUCAAACUCAUCGGGGUGACCGGCCACGGGGUGCCCUGGAUCGGGGGCACCGUCUUCUGUCUGACCAAGAGCAGCACAGCAGCCGGGCAGGAGGUCAUCUUCAAUCUUCUGUUCGCCUUGAUCCUUGACCUGCUAGUGGUGGCAGCAGUGCAGAAGAUGGUGAAGAGAAAGGCUCCUUCGGAGGUGAGUCCCAGCCUGCUGGAUUAUGUCGUCAUGGAUGUCUUCGCGUUCCCAGCUGGACAAGCCAGCAGAGCUGUCAUGGUGACUCGAUUCUUCUUCAGCCAUCUGGUCCUAGCUGUGCCCCUGCGGAUCCUCUUAGUGAUCUGGGCUGGAGUCAUCGGCAUCUCCCGUGUCAUGAUUGGUCGGCAUUACCUGACGGACGUCUUCUGUGGAUUUUUCAUUGGGUACUUGCAGUUCAAUUUGGUGGAGCUCCUAUGGAUACCAUCUGGUACCUGUCAGCACCUCAUCUCAGUCAUCUCAAUCUGAUAGGGCACCUGGAGAAGCUGGAAAGCUGACAGGGGGCUUGGGUGGGGGGGUGGGGAUCAGGGGGAAUAUCGGGACACCCCUGUUAAAGGUAAGAAGAUCUCAAAGCUUGAGACCUUCUGUGGUUGGCAGCCCAUUUUUCAGAGAAAGGCAAAGACAGUUCUGCUCUGCCGUGUGGAUACUUUAGAAAAUUGUGUUUCUUGACAGGGCAUUGUGAAAGUUCAGAAGAUUUGCUUGCAUUUUGUUGGAGAGAAGGUUAGCUGCGGGUGGGUGGGGGUUGGGGUUUUGUGUUGUCUGCCAAUGGAUGCAUUAGUAAUUUGUGAAGAACCUUCCGAAAAGGAAACUCAUUCGUGGUCAUGAUUACAACAGAAACAUCAACUUGCAGGAAUUGUAAAGGGAUAUGAUAGUUUUCCAGUGCCACCAGAAUGUAGCAGUGUGUCUUUAUCCUCACCGUUCCUUGCUUUAUUUUGAAGUUGUCCUAUCUACAAGGUGUGUCACUGCCCUGCAACUCUCACAGGCCCAUCGACAGAAAUCAAAACCAUCGAGCUCUCAGACUUUGAUCCAAUGAGGCAAAGCCAGUUGUACACCUGGUGCCAGUUCAUUGGUCAGCCCGGGGGUCUUGAGAACCCAUUGGCUAGACCUGGUGUCAGUCCAUUGGUCAGCCCAUUGAUCUGGAACGACUCCACUGGACAGUCCAACAGAUCUGGAAAGAUUCCAUUGGUCAGCCCGACAGAUCUGGUCCUAGCUCAUUGGCUAGUUGAACACAUCUGUUAAAAGCCUAUGAACCAGAAUAAGACACUGAUGGCUUAAAGCUGAAAAGCCAUUGAAUACAAUCUGAAAUUUGUAUUAAUUGCGGUGAUCAUGAUCAACUGGAUUCUGAGUUU
This is a messenger RNA of Chiloscyllium plagiosum (whitespotted bambooshark), 1887 nucleotides long. RefSeq names its product phospholipid phosphatase 7 (inactive) (gene plpp7). The record is from RefSeq and is a predicted model, not a curated record. Lineage: Eukaryota; Metazoa; Chordata; Chondrichthyes; Orectolobiformes; Hemiscylliidae. Gene Ontology annotation, cellular component: nuclear envelope. Gene Ontology annotation, molecular function: sphingosine-1-phosphate phosphatase activity.